This is a messenger RNA of Drosophila ficusphila, 3926 nucleotides long. It is a transcript of the gene Klp31E, whose product is annotated as kinesin-like protein KIF21A. Gene Ontology annotation, molecular function: ATP binding; microtubule motor activity; microtubule binding. Gene Ontology annotation, biological process: microtubule-based movement; mitotic spindle organization. The coding region runs from base 125 to 3268 and encodes 1047 amino acids. The transcript is spliced from 12 exons. Lineage: Eukaryota; Metazoa; Arthropoda; Insecta; Diptera; Drosophilidae. The record is from RefSeq and is a predicted model, not a curated record.
UAUAAACACAACUGAGCCAAACCGUCCGUGUUUCAUGAAUUGAAUUUGGGAAUAGCCGUUUGUUUUAUUUCAUUUAAUUUGUCUGAGACGGGGAAUUACUUUAUUUGUUUGAUUAAACUGCAUCAUGAUUUCGGAAGUAGACUUCACAAAUAAGGACAGCUCAGUUCGAGUGGCUGUCAGAAUCCGACCUCAAAACUCUAGAGAACAAAUAGAUUUGUGUCGUAUUUGUACGACAGUUACAAUUGGAGAACCGCAAAUAUUUUUGGGAUCGGACAAAGCCUUUACUUUCGACUAUGUUUUUGAUACUAAUUCCAAUCAGUGUGAUAUAUACUCGGAAUGCGUGGAGCGGUUAGUCGAUAGUACGCUGCAUGGCUAUAAUGCCACUGUAUUGGCCUAUGGACAAACAGGAUCCGGAAAAACCUAUACGAUGGGCACUGGGUUCGAUCAUGAAUCCGAAUCUUCAGAGUCUGUCCAACUCGGUAUUAUUCCUCGGGCUGUUCGUCAUAUAUUUAGUGGUAUCGAACAACUAGAAGCUGGAAGCACUUCAGAUAUCCCAGCUGCUGCUGGAAGUCCGCAGUUCAGUCUGGCUGUUCAAUAUAUCGAACUAUAUAACGAGGACAUCUUUGAUCUGUUGGACCCAUUCAACAAAAAUAGCAACUUUAAGAUCCAUGAAGACGCAAGCGGACAAAUUACAAUAUCUGGCGCGUCUAUUAAGCCAAUUUCUCAACCACAAGAUGCCCUAAAGUACCUUCAGCAAGGGGCUUUGGCACGUACUACUGCUUCAACGAAAAUGAACGACCAAUCUUCUCGUUCACAUGCCCUCUUCACAAUUUUCGUGCGCAGACAACGUAUACUUGCCCCGAACGACAAUGUUUCGGAUAACGAUUUGGAAACACUGACUUCCAAGUUCCACUUCGUUGAUUUAGCAGGAUCCGAGCGUCUAAAAAGGACUCAGGCCACAGGAGAACGAGCUCGCGAGGGAAUAUCCAUAAAUUGCGGCCUACUCGCUUUGGGAAAUUGUAUUUCGGCUCUCGGAGAUAAGUCCAAAAGAGCUCUUCACGUUCCCUAUCGAGACUCAAAGCUGACUCGCCUACUUCAGGAUUCUUUAGGCGGAAAUAGUCAGACGUUGAUGAUAGCAUGUGUGUCGCCAAGCGACCGAGACUUUAUGGAAACAUUGAAUACGUUAAAAUACGCCAAUCGAGCUCGGAAUAUAAAAAACAAAGUUAAGAUUAACCAAGAUCAAAGUUCUAGAACAAUAUCCCAGCUGCGUAGGGAAAUUGCAGCACUGCAGAUGGAGUUAUUAGAAUACAAACAGGGUAAACUUGUGGUUGAUUGCGAAGGAAACACGACUAUUUCUGAUACAUUUAAUGAAAACAUGUUGCUUCUAUCGGAAACAAAACGUCUACAGCAACGCCUUAAAUCUUUACAAAACACCGUUGUCACUUUGACUGAAAGAAAUGCAGCACUGAAAUUGGAAUUGGAUUCAAGAAUGUGGUCCACAAGCAAUGAGGCUGAUGCUGAAAUUACGAGCGUAGUCGGUCAUUACAUGCUGGAAAUAGAACAGCUUCAGACUAAGUUAAUAGAGUCUGAAGAACUGCGUAAGCAAAUGGAAACUGCUGCCGCGACUUCACCCAGAGGCAACAAACCAGUUUACGAUGGUAACAUUAUAAAUAGGGCCAAAAAAGGAUUGGAGAAAGAACGAGAGCUUUUAAUGUCGCGUUCGUUGCCAGGCGCUCAAAACCAAAACGUCAGCUCGGAGGAAGCAGAAAUGGCCAGUAGCGAUUCGGAAGCGGGAGUUGAGGAAGACUUGGAGUCAAUAGAAACCGAUAUUGAGAUGAAAACCAAGCUAAUUGAACAGUUGGAGUUGACUAAUGAAAGAAUGGAACUUAUGCGAAUGCAAUACGAAGAAAAACUAUCCGUACUGAACUCCAAAAUCCUGAGCACGCAAAAAGAACGAGACGAUGUCUUGACAAAUAUUGGUACAGCUGCAUCUGGCCAAACCAAGGACAGCUUGAAAAAAAAGAAAUCGGAUUAUGAAAGCAAGAUAUCGACUAUGCAACUUGAGCUAAAGAAAUUGCAGAACGCUCAGAGGGAACAUCUUCGUCAACAGCAAAAACUAAAGUCUCAUGAAGUACGGAUAACUACGCUACGCAGUGAACUGGACGAAUUGAAAUUCACAAAAGUUAAAUUGAUGAAAAAAAUGUCGGAGCAAACCAGUCGCCACAAAGAGGAAGACAGUCGAAAAUCGAAGGAAAUAGCUCAGUUGUUGAAGGAACAGCGCCGCCAGAAAAAUGCUGUACUAUCCCUUGAGGCCAAGAUGACUGCGAAGGAGCAGAUUUUAAAGCGGAAAACCGAGGAAGUCAUUGCCCUUCGCAAGAGUCAAAGGGGAAAAUCGGGCCAAAGAGCGCCCGCACAUUUAACUUCAAAAAUUGCCACUUUAGACGGGUUUACUUCUCGAGCGGCAAGGCAUCGAUGGGAGAAUCUUUAUCGCAUUAUAUUACACGCCGCCAGAAAUAGGCAACUGAUAACGCAGUUGGAAAAAGAGCUGGAACGUCUCAUUCUGGAGCGGGAGGAUCUCUCGCGGGAGCUGAACAUAAUGGAAAAUAGUUCAAGUGGCGAAAAGAAGACGGAUGAUUUCAACGAAGUCGACAAUUUAAAAACAAACAUCAGUUAUAUUCAGGAGAAUAUAGAGCAUGUGCAGCAGGCUAUAAUGGAGUUCGAAGACACAAAGGACACUGUCCAAAGCGAUGUGAAUAAGAUUCAAGGUCUAUUGGAUGAUGUUUCAACCGUGGCAGAGGCCAAAUUCAUUCUUCAGAAAUUUACCGACAGUGCCAUUGUCAUGUCAUGCAAUUUGGCCAUUGCCGAAUCUCAUUUGCAGGAGCACGAAUCGCUGCUAAAAGAAGUUAAGCAAGAAAGUGCCAUUCAGCAGCAAAUCUUACAACAUUUUCUGUCGCAAAACAGUAAUGUGCAUAUAGCAGACAUAUUCGAUUCAUUAAAUCUCAAGGGCAGUAACCUCACAAAUAGUGUAAAUCCGGGUUCUCAAAAGUCGUUAAUAAGCAAUGCCACAUAUGACAUACCACAAGAUGACAAAUUUGCAGACACUACCCAUGUAGAGAUGCGCAGGACAACUAGUAGAAGUCCUUCACCCUUUGGGCCAACUGACUCGUUCGAUAAAAGUCCCAAAGUACGUAGACGUACUGCCAAACGACAAGAUCUUCUCUUUGGCGACACGGAACUUCCAGAACAGACUAUUAAUAAAUUGACGUGAUCAUGCAUUCAAAGAUGAGGUCACAGAACGCAAACGGCAUAUGGAGCUAAUAUAUUAAAUUAAAACCUAUAGCGAACAAGUAAUCAAAAAACAGGUUUCAUAUUUUGUAAAGUAACCUAAACAAUGUUACUGUUAUGUACGAAAUGAAUGCAAGCAUUCAAAGGAGUUACGGAGCAGUCAUUGGUACCAUCCAAUUCUACUUUUCCCAAGCAGAAGUUGCUGGUAGAGACAUUUGCAAUUUAGACCUCCAAGUAAAUUUAAACGACUUCCGCGUUAAAAUAGUUUGUUUUUACAUCGAGGGGCUAUACAAUUUGGAACUUUAAAAGUUAUCUUAAGGAUUGUACAUAGCUCGCUGGCGCAGACGAGGCUGCAAAAGAAGUAGAUGUUAGAUAAAUUAUAACUAUUAACUACUAUUAUAAAAUAAUUAAAUAAAAUAUACAUGUAACGUUCUACAUGAAUUCCAAUCUCAUCCUUAUAACGAAUAACAUUUUAAAAUUUAAAUGCAUAGUGUAUGGACGUUAAUACGCGUUGUGUUAACAGUCACACAUUCCAUAGGAUUUUUAGUGGUUGUGUGGAUAUAGAUGUAGCUGUCACAACUUUUGGCCAAACACAAUAAUAAUAUUGCAGUAGCAGCAGGACUUCACCCACCGCCAUGGUU